This is a messenger RNA of Corticium candelabrum, 1032 nucleotides long. RefSeq names its product ficolin-2-like. The transcript has a single exon. The record is from RefSeq and is a predicted model, not a curated record. The coding region runs from base 1 to 1032 and encodes 343 amino acids. Lineage: Eukaryota; Metazoa; Porifera; Homoscleromorpha; Homosclerophorida; Plakinidae.
AUGAUUCCGUAUCGACUAAUCUGGAUUUUGCUGCCAUUAUUGAUGUUUGUCACACACGUCGCUUCGCGUGGAGUGAAAUGUGAUAGCAGUCAAGACAGCGUGCCUGUUGCACAAAUCAAUGUGCAAGUUUCUCUUGGAGGGAAUAGUACAUCAAAUGGUUUGAUGUCGAGAAAAAUGUUGGGAAUGAAAGGAGAGAAAGGAGACCGUGGGAAAGCAGGUCCGCCUGGAAGACCAGUACCUGAGAACAAAUGUAGCUUCAACUGCUGUUCGCGUCUGGAGGAAAUAGAAGAGAAACUAUCAAAUCUGACUGCAGUGGUCAAUCAGUUGAUGUCACAAAAGGCAGAAAAUGAAACACAAAGUACAACCAAGAAGAGCAACAGCGACAAAGAAAGCGGUUACACAAGUUGUAAAGUGGCUAAACAGUUAGGCCAAGUGCUGAGCGGCGUGUACACUUUGGACCUUGGAGAUGGAUUGGACUCGUUUCAAGUGUACUGUGAUAUGUCGACAGACGGUGGUGGCUGGACAGUGUUUCAGAGACGCCAGGACGGUUCUGUCGAUUUCUACCGCGGAUGGUCUGACUACAAAAACGGAUUUGGAGACUUGAACGGAGAAUUCUGGUUGGGAUUAGACAAAAUACACAGAUUGACAAAACAGGCGCAGACUCUUCGUGUAGAUCUAAUGGAUUUCAGUGGUCGUCGAACACAUGCUGACUAUAGAAGGUUUCAGAUAAGUGAUGAGUCGAGUAAAUACUCUCUGACCUUCACAUCAUUCAGUGGAAACGCCAGCGAUGCAUUAUCAUAUCACAAUGGGAUGGCCUUUACGACUAAAGACAACGACAAUGAUAAGUGGGGUGCCAAAUGCGCCAAAAACUGUAAUGGAGCUUGGUGGUACAACAAAUGUUAUUAUUCUAACUUGAAUGGUCUCUACUUGAAAACUGCAAAUUCUCAAAACAAAAAGGGAAUCGUUUGGACUACUUCGAAGCACUAUUAUCCUCUUAAAUUUGUAGAAAUGAAAUUGGCUGUUAGUUCGUAA